CUGAGGAUCGGAGAGGGUCAAUCAAUUCCUUUGUGACCUUCUCCGGUUAUAGUAUUACUUACAAAAUCUUUUCCAAAUAGAAACAAAAAUGGAUGAGAAUAACAAUAAGAACAAGAACAUCGCCGUGAUAGGCGUGUGUUCUUUGAUCCUCGUAGCUAUGGUGGUGGCCCUUGCGGUCGGCACCCAAGAAGCCAGCGAGGACGAGGAAGGUGUGACUACUACGUCCCAGAAAGCCAUUGAUUCAGUAUGCCAGCCUACUACGUACAAGAAAACGUGUGUGAAUAGCCUCUCCAAAUCAAACGCGGGGAACUCAACGGACCCGAAAGAGCUCAUCCAAGCCGCGUUUAGCGUCACCAUUGAUGACAUUCGCCGCGCCAUUCAUAAUUCCACGCUCUUGAAGAAUCUCAAGGACAAUAAUAGGUCGAAGAAGGCCCUGGAGAAUUGCAAGGAGCUAACCAGCCAUGCCGUGGAGGAUCUUCAGAGGACUACGGCUAAGUUCCGAAGCUUUGAUCUCAUGGCGGAUAUGGAGAACUGGCUGGCAGAUCUCAAGACGUGGAUUAGCGGGGCUUUGACGUAUCAGGAAACUUGCCUUACUGGAUUUGAGGAAAUCCCGGGACAUGAAGAGGGAUUGGUGAGGGAGGUUUUGAGAGAAUCCAUGGAACUCACUAGCAACGCCUUGGCGAUUGUUACUGAAAUGUCUUCCCUUAUGUCCACCACUGAUGACGCCGAAGCUCCCUCGCCAAUCACCGAAGUCAUAUCCAUUAACGAACGUCGUCUUCUCUCCGAACACUUAUUCCCCGAGUGGGUCAGCUCGGGAAAGCGUAGGCUUCUUAAAUUAGACCUGGAAGAGAUCGAGCCAGACCUGGUGGUCGCAAAGGAUGGGUCGGGGAACCACACCAGCAUCAAUGACGCCCUGCUGAGUAUCCCCAGGAAGAGCGACGACACUUUUGUGGUGUACAUUAAAGAGGGCGUUUACGAAGAGCAGGUUACGUUUUACCGUAAUCUCACUAAUCUCGUCGUGGUGGGUGACGGUCCAACCAAGACGAAAAUCACGGGAUGGUUGAAUUUCAUCGACGGGGUUUCCACGUUCCACACCGCCACCGUUGUGGUUCUAGGCGACUUUUUUAUAGCUAAGGAUAUCUGGUUCGAGAACUCUGCCGGGCCGGAAAAGCACCAGGCCGUGGCGUUGAGGGUGGGGGCCGAUAAAACUAUUUUCUAUAACUGCAAAAUGGAUGGGUAUCAAGACACGGUCUACGCCCACACCUACCGCCAAUUCUACCGCAACUGUGAGAUCUCGGGCACCAUUGAUUUCAUAUUUGGCGACAGUGCGGCGGUGUUCCAGAACUGCAGCAUUGUGGUCCGGAAACCAAUGGAAAAUCAGCAGAACAUCGUGACGGCCCAGGGGCGGAAGGACCCGCACCAGCCCACGGGGCUGGUCCUCCAAAAUUGCACCUUUGAGGCAGAUCCCAAAUAUGGCCCAGUCAGGUUCACGCUCAAAUCCUACCUGGGUCGACCCUGGAAAGAGUACUCAAGAACCAUUAUCAUGGAAUCUUAUAUCCCGGAUUUCAUCCAGCCGGAGGGGUGGCUGAAAUGGAACCUGGAUUUCGGGCUCAAAACCCUCUUCUACUCGGAGUUCAACAACAGAGGGCCGGGCGCUGAUAAAUCAAAGCGGGUUACAUGGCACGGAAUCAAGGAGCUCCCCGCCAACCAAAUCAAACGAUUCACUCCGGGGAAAUUCAUCACCGGCAAUUCUUGGAUUAAGCACUCCGGGGUUCCGUACAAUCCCGUCUUCAUAUUCCCGCCACCCAAGAAAGACAAAUCCAUCAAAUACUCCCACGUAGACGCGGAUGAUUUAAUGGAUAUAGGCCCUAAAGAAAAGGAGGCUUAUGUUUCUCGUCCACUUCCACCGCCUCCACUUAAAGUUCCUCCCGCUGGGGCUCCGGUUUAAGCUUUUUUCACUUUUUGAGGUUAAGGAUUGUGAGCAUAAAUAUAAUAUGUGCAGUCCAACUAUCAGUUUAGGCUUUUAGUUGAGAUGUAGCACAUGCUUUAAUUAGGAUUUUGGUUUGUCCGGGCUUCCUGAUCGGAUGGGAUUCGGCUACUCCGAUUCUUGUAUAGUGUAACUCCUCGUUCAGUGUGGCAUAGUGCUCUUGGCUUGUAACAACUGAUCAACCCACGAUGGCGUGGGAGGCUCAGUUAAUGGUUGAAGUUGAUAGCACUUAGCAGUUGUCCCGUAGCUUUAUAAGUGGAGAUGGCUCGUGUUAGUUUUAUGGUCUAUAGGCUAGAGGUUGGACCAACAUAAAUCUGUAAAGAGUUGAAUUGAAGAAUGUACAGGAGUAUAUAUUGUUGUUAUAAAGUUUUGAAUUGCUUAUC
Messenger RNA from Ipomoea triloba (trilobed morning glory), 2370 nucleotides. Its product is annotated as pectinesterase-like. NCBI's taxonomy places the organism in Eukaryota, Viridiplantae, Streptophyta, Magnoliopsida, Solanales, Convolvulaceae. Gene Ontology annotation, biological process: cell wall modification. The transcript is spliced from 2 exons. The record is from RefSeq and is a predicted model, not a curated record. Bases 89 to 1948 code for a protein of 619 amino acids. Gene Ontology annotation, molecular function: pectinesterase inhibitor activity; pectinesterase activity.